AUGAUCCCGUGUGGAAUGAGCUUCAUUGGCCUGGCCACAGUCCUGCUCAAGCCAUUGUGGAAACAGCCAAGUGAGGUCCUUUUUGUGAAGGAUCUGACCCUGCUCAACCAUUCCAUGGAGCCCACAGAUUGUACUGUCACCCUACAGGUGGCCCACAUGAGCCACCAGGAUAUUGAGAAGACAGGAGCUGAAGACCUCCUGGGCAUAACGGCAAGAGAGGCGGCCAGGCAGAAACUGAUGGUCCCUGGCUCCACCGCGCACAGGGCUCUGUCCUCAAAGCCUCAGCACUUUCAGGUUCGAGUGAAGGUGUUUGAAGCCCGACAGCUCAUGGGCAACAACAUCAAACCAGUGGUGAAGGUGUCCAUCGCAGGCCAGCAGCACCAGACACGCAUCAAGAUGGGAAACAACCCUUUCUUUAACGAGGUGGGCUGA
This is a messenger RNA of Piliocolobus tephrosceles (Ugandan red Colobus), 432 nucleotides long. Its product is annotated as fer-1-like protein 5. The record is from RefSeq and is a predicted model, not a curated record. The coding region runs from base 1 to 432 and encodes 143 amino acids. Gene Ontology annotation, biological process: membrane fusion; plasma membrane organization. Lineage: Eukaryota; Metazoa; Chordata; Mammalia; Primates; Cercopithecidae. The transcript is spliced from 5 exons.